AUCCCUGUUUUUUUUUUGGUUAUGUUUAUCGCACGUGUGUUGAUAUCAUGAAAUUGAAUGAAAUACAAUAAUAUAUAUUCAAAUAUUUAAACUUUCUUUUACUAAUAAGAAAUUGUAUUCAACUUAAGUAAUAAUUAUUAAAGAGAUUGAAAUCUCGAAUUUAACAAUGGAUAAUAUAUUAAAAGAUGAUCGUUUUGCUCACAUAGUGAAAGAUCCGAAAUUUCGGAGAAUUCCAAAAAAUGAACGUAAAGUCAAAAUUGAUAAACGAUUUCAAUCGAUGUUUACUGACAAAAAAUUUGCUGUAAGCUUUAAAGUUGAUAAACGUGGAAGACCAUAUGUAAAAAAUAGUGCUGAAAAUCUUCGUAAAUAUUAUGAUUUAUCUGAAAGUGAAGAUGAAUCAUCUGAUGAAAAAGAUACGGAAAAAGAAGAAAAAUCCUCUGUAAGUGAAGAAGAAGAAGAAGAAGAAAAAGAAUUAAAGAAAAAAAUAAAGAAAAAUGACAAUAAAUUACCAGAAUUAAAGAAUAAUGAAAAAGGCAAAUUAUCGAGUAAUAUUAAACAAAAAUUGAAAAAUUUAUCUGUUAAUUAUGCUCGUGGUGAGGGAGAACUUUUAUCAAGUAGUUCCGAGGAAGAUGAAAGUAUUUUUGACAGUGAAGAAGAGGAUGCAAUUUGUCACGAUUGGGGAGAAUUUGAUAAAGAUGCUGAAGAUGCUGUUGAAAGUACACGUCGAUUGGCUGUUUGUAAUAUGGAUUGGGAUAAAAUACGUGCCGUUGAUUUAAUGGUGUCACUUAAUUCAUUUUUGCCAACUGGCGGAAUUAUUCUCUCGGUUACGAUUUAUCCAUCUGAAUAUGGUUUACAACGAAUGAAAGAAGAAGACGUUAAAGGGCCAACCGAAUUAGUUAAUAAUUCCUCUGAAGAGUUAGAUGAUGUUGAAGAAGGUUCAAGUUAUCAAAUGGAAAAAUUGAGACAAUAUCAAUUGAAUAGAUUAAAAUAUUAUUACGCAGUUGUUGAAUGUGACACACCUGAAACUGCAGAUAAACUUUGGAGUGAAUGUAAAAAUAUUGAAUAUGAAUCAAGUGGUUUAAAAUUUGAUCUUCGAUUUAUACCAGACGAUAUGGAAUUUGAUCAGACACCUAAAGAAGUUUGUGAUAAGCUGCCAGAUUUCACUACGUAUCAACCAAGAACUUUUACAACUACAGCAUUGCAACAAGAAAAAGUUGAUUUAACAUGGGAUGAAACCAACGAAGAGAGAAGAGAAAUAACUGAAAAAAUAAAUUCAGGAAAACUUAAUGAAUUAAAUGAAAAUCAUUUGAAAUAUUUAUUGGCAAGUGGAAGUAGCGAGGAUGAAUCUGAUGAAAAUUUAGAAACAAAAGAAGAUGAGCCAGAGAAAAAUAUAAAAGGAAAUACAAUUGAAAAAUAUAAACAACUUUUAAAAUCAAUUGAUGAUAAGGAAAAAGAGAAACACAAAAAUGAUGUACAACUUGAAUGUACAUGGGGUUAUAAUGUUGAGGAAAGAAGUAAAGAAUUUGAAAAAGAAAAACAACAAAAAGCUGAAAAUCGAACUCCAUUUGAGGAAUAUCUUGAUAAACGAAAGGAAAAACGAAAAGCAAAAAGAAAAGCUAAAAUGGAAGAAAAUAGUGAUAAAUCUGAAUCUGAGGAUGAAAUACCAUCGGAUAUUGAUAUGAAUGAUUCAUAUUUUGCCGAAGAAUUGAAAAAUCAUAAAAAGAACACAAAAAAGAAUAAAAAAGCAAAGAGAGACGAGUCAAUUUCAAACGAUAGAGAUGAUGAAAAAGAUGAACUUGAAUUACUUUUAAUGGAUACAAAUGAAAUUGAUAAUAAAAAACAUUUUGAUAUGAAAGAUAUUGAAGAAACUAAUUCAAUGUCAAAAUCAAAAAAGAAAAGACUCGAAAGAAAAAAGAAGAAGAAAAAUAUUGUUAAUAAUGAUGAUGAUUUUGAAAUGAAUCUUAAUGAUGAAAGAUUUCAAGCUUUAUACACAUCACAUCAUUUUAAUAUCGAUCCUGCUGAUAAUCACUAUAGAAAAACUAAAGGAACUGAAAUUUUAAUUAACGAACAAUUGAAAAGAAGGAAUAAAACUAAAAAUUAAGUUGAUUGUAAUUAAAAUUUUAUUUUGUACUAGAAAUAAAAACAAUUUUUUUUUAACUGAUAAAUAA
This is a messenger RNA of Leptopilina boulardi, 2168 nucleotides long. Its product is annotated as ESF1 homolog. Gene Ontology annotation, molecular function: RNA binding. The coding region runs from base 167 to 2101 and encodes 644 amino acids. Gene Ontology annotation, biological process: rRNA processing. The transcript has 7 exons. The record is from RefSeq and is a predicted model, not a curated record. Gene Ontology annotation, cellular component: nucleus. NCBI's taxonomy places the organism in Eukaryota, Metazoa, Arthropoda, Insecta, Hymenoptera, Figitidae.